AUGAAUGAGCAAAAGGUGGUUGUCUCACUCAAGAGGAGCAACUCGGCCAUGUCAUCUCCAGCAGGAGAACGUCCCUCAAAGCGUGCCGCCUCAGAGAGUGACGACGACUGUGAAUCCCUCGGAGUAUUGACCCCUAAAUCAAAUUCUCCCCAGGCUGAAAUCGAGAAAUGUGAGGUGUCAAGGGAGCGUGAACAGCAACUAGACAGCGAUAUCCCCGAGGUCUGCAGAUCGCAGCCAUAUUCCGGACCCAGGCGACAGCGAACGCAGCUAGCUCUCGGUCUCCCCCCAUUGAACAAACUGGAGGAUAUCUACAAGAGCUUAACCGCGCGUGCAAUCGAUCUGAAGUUCGACGACUUCCUGUCCCAUGUCGGAUCGAAGCCCUUACGCGUCGUAACCAUGUGCUCAGGGACUGAAAGCCCGCUUCUGGCGUUGGAAAUGGUGCGACAGAGUCUUCAAAAGCAUUUCAACAGGGACUUCGUCUUCAAUCACCUGUUCAGUGCUGAAAUCGUCCCCUUCAAACAAGCCUACAUUGAGCGAAACUUUCACCCGCGCUUCAUCUUUCGUGAUGUCACCGAGUUGAAGGACAGAGUCGCACAAACAGCAUACGGCUCGAUAGAGAAAAUACCCAAGAAUGUCGACAUGUUAGUAGCCGGAUUCUCCUGCGUCGACUUCUCAAACCUCAACAAUAAAAGAAAGACCCUUGACGAAAAGGGAGAGUCUGGUGGCACGUUUUGGGGGAUCGUUCGAUACGCGAAGAUAUAUCGCCCUCGUCUCGUUAUUUUGGAGAACGUCAAAGGUGCCCCCUGGAAAGCCAUCCGAGAGCACUGGAACGAGAUCGGGUACUACACCAUCCACAAAGAUGUAGAUACCAAGGCAUACUACCUCCCCCAGACUCGUGAGCGAGGCUACAUGUUCUGUGUCGACAAGGGACUUAUGAAAAGGAACAACCUGUCACAGGACAGUAUGUCCCAGUGGUCGUCGGUACUCGAUGACUUCAAACGACCGGCAAGCUGUCCCGCUGGAAUGUUCCUGAUUAACAAUGACGACAGGCGCCUCGAGCAAAUCGAAAUGGAAAUGCGCAAUAUCCAGCCUCCUUCACGAGUGAUAAACUGGUCCAAGUACCAGAUCCGGCACCAAAGCUAUCGGCUGAACCAAGGUCUUGGGUAUAAGCGUCCCAUAAGCAGAUCUCAGGAUAAUGGUGUUUGUCAAAUGCCAGACUUUGCGUGGCAGGCAUGGAUGAGGACAUUGCCAGAACGCGUGUGGGAUACCCUUGACGUCAACUAUCUUCGUAAGCUCAUCGAGGGAUAUGACAUGAAUUACAAGGAACGAUGCAUUGAGCUUUCCCAGGGCCUCGAUCGAGAGAUGGAUACUCGAGCCUUUGGAAUUGUAGGAUGUAUCACUCCAACUGGUAUCCCUUAUAUUACGACGAGAGGUGGCCCACUUUGCGGUCUCGAAUCGCUUGCCUUGCAGGGUUUGCCGCUCGACCGUCUCAUCCUGACGCGAGAGACGCAAAGGGAACUCCAAGACUUGGCUGGAAAUGCUAUGAGCUCGACUGUUGUCGGUGCAGCAAUCCUCUCAGCGCUGAUUGUUGGGCACAAAGUCCUGGAUCAAGGCGACCAGCAGCAUGAAACUCUGAAAGAGGCAAAAGGUCCCCAGCAUAAGGAGCCCAUCUCUGAGAGUUCAUACACUAUGAUACCGCAGGAUCUCAAAUUAGGCGAGGUCUCAGACAUAGACCUGGAAAAGAUCCUGCUAGAAGCCAUGGCCAGCGCGAGAUAUUGUAUGUGUGAAAGACAGUCCACAGUCCAACGGAACAUCUUGAAGUGCACACUGUGCCAGCAUACUGCUUGUUCGGCCUGCGCGGGAAACCCGUCUCACUCGUUUGAACGCCUGCAGGACAUUUCUCGAAGCCAGCCGUUGGACUUUAUUCGGAAACUCGGACAAGUACUUCCAGCAAGGCUAGUUCUUUCGAACCUCUGCCGUGACGAUUAUGAUCACUUUAAAGCGGAUCCAUCGUGCAAUGUCACUGGCUCUUUGUGGGAAGAUUUCUUGCAUGCUGUAACGCAAGCAGUCGACGACGAGCUUCGGUUUCGAGAAGUCAAAAGAAACGAUGUUUGGACAGUCAUCUAUGAAGGCAGGUUUUCUAUCUUGAACCUCGUUAUCAACUCUUCCGGAUUCAAGUGGCUGCUCUUCGCAAAGCCUUCCGAUGAAGAGCCUGCCUUAUGUCUUAACCGUGAAAUAUUCUCUAAGCCCAUAGCAAAAAUGGCACCUUAUCCCGGUUAUCUUCUCCAAGGGAAAUGGGAAAUCUGUGCGCCUCUGAGCUGCAGAACCACAUUGAACAUCGCGGGAACCGGGACCCAAAUCGAGUCCUUGGAAUCAAAAUGUGGGCUCGAAGGGCCUGAAUUUUUUGGAUCGAAAAUCUGGAGUCAUUUGACAGUUUCAGGCUCAGACGAAGCCGCGCAAAAUUUCGAGGUUGAUGUUCGAGGAACUUAUGAGCUGCUGCCAAACUGUGGCACAGCUAAUGCGGCUCUGCAUAAAAAGGAAGCGACGGACAACUCUCCCACAGUAUAUCUCUUUUUGGAUCCCACGAAACUGGGGCAACCGGAAUAUGAUUCGUUUGUAUUCUCUUUGGAGCACAAUCGAAACCCUGGAUACUCAUCGAGACAAACAAUUGCCGAAGUUUCCCAUAGAUGGCGUUCUUGGAAAGCAACUAACAGCAACAAAACAGUCAAUGUGUACUAUCGGAAGUGGUCAGAGAUUCCCAAGGUCACUUUGGAACCUUAUCUCCCUCAGGCAGAGAUAGAAUGCGAGAUUCUUGAUCCAAGGAUAAAAUUUCCAAUUGGACACACGGAAUGCCACAAUGCAAAUAUGACCCUGCUACAGUUCUCGGCCCCGGCACAAGCAGUCGAGUCCCUCUGGGAACAGGGUCCCUGGAAGGUCACUGAUCUUUUGGAUUCUUCAGCAUCAUUCGGGGACUUUUCUUGGUUGCUCCAAAGAGGUGCUUCAUUUUGCGAGUUUUACGAUUGGAACAACAUAAUCAUAACUCCUGACAGCGAAAGUGGCCACAUAUGUAGGGUUUGUGUUCCGAGGAAGCCUCGAAUCUUGUGGAGUCGUCACAAAGAUAACAAGCUGAGGGCAUACGAAGAUCCUCACGAUGCGGCUCUGUAUGAACGUCAAAUGAAGGUGAGACCAGCCCUAUUUUUGGCUUUCAGGAGAAUCAAUGAAUUGGGACAUGGGUGUUUCCGUGUGACUCUUAAUAUCCAAAGUCUCCUGCACCGGGCGUAUGCGAAACUGGUUGACUCGGAUAACCAAAAUAUUUCUCUAUCAUGGCGGCUCGUCUCAAAUGUGCACAACGUGAGAGACUUAGGAUUCCCCAAAUUUGAGUUGAAAAGCAAUAGGAACGAUCCACAGUCAAGCCAGCCACCGGGCAUGCAACUAAACCUGAGACCGGAGCAGUUGCGGUCUCUCUCAUGGAUGAUAGCCCAAGAAGCCGACUGCAUUGCACCUUUCGAAGAGGAAGAGAUUGAAGAGGCCCUACUCCCAUUGAUGAUGUGGCGCGCAGAAGGACGAGCGACGAGAGAGAAAACCGUCCGUGGAGGCAUCCUUGCGGAUCAAGUAGGGUACGGCAAGACAGCGCUGAUACUAGGACUGAUCGAUGCGCAGUUUGAGAAAGACCAUCGCCAGAUGCCUGAGAUUAAAGACGCCCUCAUUCCCACAAAGGCAACGCUCAUCAUUGUCCCUAGGAUCAUGAUCCACCAGUGGAAAUCGGAAAUUGAGAAAUUUCUGGGCACCAAGUACAACGUCCUCGUACUUCCCGCGAUAUCCUCUCUAGCCAGCAAGACAAUUCGUAAUAUCCAGAACGCGGAUAUCAUUUUGGUCACUUCAGCCAUGUUCAAUAGCCCAACUUACUACCGAAAGAUGCAAGCCUUCACAGGCGCUCCGCGGGUACCCAGUAAGGCAGGUCGAAACUUUGAUCAAUGGUUCAGCGACACGCGAAACACAGUUAGACUUCACGCACAAAUAUUGCAGAAUCAAGGACCAAAUGUGCUCCUGGAGUCAAUACGUGCCAGACGUCAAGAAGUUAGGGCCGCCCAGGCAAAUUUCACGUAUGUUCCAUCCCGGCGUCUCAGAGGCAAACAGCUGGCGGAGGCCAAUAAAAUGCGGGAAUGUGGCAACCAGAAAGAGGUGCAAUAUGCCGACAUAUCAAGCGGAGAGGAAUCAGACGAUGAGAAGAUUGAAAAUGCCGAGACGAUCAAUGAGAAGGUGGACAUAUUGCUGAGACUCCGCUCAACGACCUCAUUUGCUUCCAACCAUGAUAGCAAUGACACGGACACAUCAAACACAACCGAGGAUGAGUCUGAUACUGUAUACGAAGAUUCAUCGAUGGAGGAUCACACCGCAGAGGCGAGCCCCAGAACGAAACGCAAGCGUAAAGGUUUUAGAGAAGAGUACAAGUCUAAAACCAGGACAUGGAACGACCGUAAACAGUUCAAUAUCAGGAGAGGCGAAGAUCAUCAGUCCUGGGCCGACGUCAAAAACCCCAUCCUGCACGCAUUUUCGUUCACUCGGGUCGUGGUAGAUGAAUUCACAUACGCUGACCCCGGAAGGCUGGCACCUCUGCUAUCACUCAACGCUCACUCAAAAUGGGUUCUUUCGGGGACGCCGCCACUCAACGACUUCUCUGAUGUAAACACAAUCUCUCCAUUCCUCGGGAUCCACCUUGGAGUGGACGACGAUGAAGGAGGCCAGACACAGAACAGACGACUGAAGGCUGCCUGCAAGCAUCAAUCCGACGCCGAGAAGUUUCAGUCGUUCAAGACCCGAGCCAGCGAGGCAUGGCACCGACGCAGACACCAGCUAGCACAGAAAUUUCUCGAUCGCUUCGCCCGCCAAAACGUAGCUGAAAUCGACGAAAUCCCUUCCACGGACCAUGUGGUCUUGAUCUCCCAGUUGCCAGCCGAAAGAGCAAUCUAUCUUGAACUGUACAAGCAAUUAAUGGCGCAGAAUCGGCAACUUCGACAAGGUGGUAAAGGCAGGUUCAGCAACGACCAAGUUCGCCGACUCGAAGAAGUCAUCGGUGGAAGCAAAAGUCCUGAAGAAGCCUUGCUCAAGCGGUGUUCCUCUCUAGUGCUCCAAGACCGCUGGGAUAGUAAGGGCCAGCCCGAAGUCAUCACUUGCAGAUCGAUCCUUGAUAUCCGAGAAAGACAACUCUCCGAUCUCCAACGAGAUCUCAGAGACAAGCUCAAACUGGCUGCUUGGGUUUAUUCGAAAUGCCAAUGGCGCCAUAUCCACUUCGACAAAUUCAAGGAGAGCGUGAAAAAGCAUGAUUUCGGAGACGUCACAGUGACUAGGCAAAUCUCCCCGUUAAUCGAUACGGCAAUUAAAAACAGCAAGGAGAAAGAUUGGAUGUUAUACUUCGUUGGCCCCGCAGACGCCAAGGCCAAGAGACAGAAGGACGAUGAUGAUGAAAAUGAAAUCCUCGAAACGGUUGAAGACGGCGAGGUUCUAGAGGGCCAGAAAGUCUGCAGUACAAAGGAUGACAAGAGUCACAGACCGGCUGCCAAGAGAGCGAAAGUGUCCAAACCGACGCCGAAUCCAAAGCCGAAGUCGAAGCCCGUCAAGACAAAACAGCCCAAGAGCGAAAGCAAGAAGAGCAAGGGGACUCGCCGAAACGAAAAGGGAAAGGAGGUGAAUGAUGGUACCGAGAACGACCAGGGAUUCGCCCUGCCAAACAAACCCAUGAAGACGGAAGAAUUUGAGACUGUCCUUCGAGAUGUCACAAUUACCCUCCGCAGUCUCGUCGUGGAAUGGAUUGUCCGGGAACGCGCACUCCGGUUCUUGAAAACAGUACGCCUCCUCCAGACGUGCCCGAACCCUCCACAAUGCAACUGCUGCAACGCAGAGACCAGCACGUUCAGUAACCUCAGUGUCCUUGGUUCCUGCGGACACAUCUUGUGCGAGGGAUGCAUCUCGCAGACGGUCGAGAACGAAGAAUGCAAAGUCGACGGAUGCCGUGGCUCCGGAAAAAGAUUCAACGUCAUGGACGCUUCGAUCCUGGGACGUGACGAUCAAGACAGGAGCGCACAGUACGGCGGAAGCAAGUUGGACAAGCUUGUUGAAUUGCUUCACCGGAUUCCUCAGGACGACCGAGUCAUUCUCUUCAUCCAGUUCCCGGAUCUCAUGGAUCUAGCCUGUAAAGCCCUGGAUCUGGCGAAGAUCAAGUACACGUCGAUCUCGGCUUUGGACCGCCAUGCGUCAAAGAAGAUGGAAGAUUUCCAGACCAGCAGCUUUGGUGAAAGCAAAGUUCUCGUUUUGAAUAUCGGUUCCGAAAUGGCCGCUGGACUAAACUUACAAUGUGCGAACCACGUUAUCUUCUUCUCACCCAUGUUCACCCAGACGCAGUACGAUUAUGACUCGGCAAUGACCCAAGCAGUCGGACGCGCCCGCCGCUAUGGCCAGACCAAGCACGUUCAUGUCUACCACUUCCUAGCCAGCGGCACGAUAGACGUGAACAUCUUCCAGGAGCGGCACGAUAGGGUCCUUGUUGAAAGAAACGGUGAAGCCAAAUUGAUCCCUCAAGAUGAGGUUCUCGACACGGACGACACGCGGUGCCAGGGUUUGGCGCUGGUUGCGGAUAACGCUUUUUGAAUGUUGAUUUGUUCUGAGUCUCAGUCUUGGAACCUGUCCAGGAAGCUCUUUGGUAAUUCUGAUUCUGUCCUUUUGUUUGCAUUUCUAGGAAAAAAGAAAGGGGGGGAAGACAAUUGGGAUUGUUUGAGUUUGGAAAAACAAGUGAUAAAACAAGAUGAAUAUGUUGGAAAUAUCCAAACAGAUAUGGUUUUUUCCCUUCCUGUCUUUGAGAUAUUUUCACUUCCUUUGUUGAUCUUAUGUAUGGGUUGUUUGGUACUCUCACAGUUGUGAGGGAGAAAGAGAGGAAGGGUUAGGCUAGGAACAAGGCAGAAUUGAACUGAAC
Molecule: messenger RNA, 6967 nt
Organism: Monascus purpureus
Lineage: Eukaryota; Fungi; Ascomycota; Eurotiomycetes; Eurotiales; Aspergillaceae
Source: the annotation of a GenBank genome assembly